Molecule: messenger RNA, 825 nt
Organism: Anolis sagrei ordinatus
Lineage: Eukaryota; Metazoa; Chordata; Lepidosauria; Squamata; Anolidae
Gene: CHCHD2
Product: coiled-coil-helix-coiled-coil-helix domain containing 2
Biological process (GO): positive regulation of transcription by RNA polymerase II; mitochondrion organization
Cellular component (GO): mitochondrion; nucleus
Molecular function (GO): sequence-specific DNA binding
Source: RefSeq, a predicted model, not a curated record
GAGGAGACCGGAAGUUGCGCGCAACCACACCGCCGGAAGCGGAAGGAAAGAUCGAGAAAAGGGACGACGGAGGCGUAAGGAGGUCGCUGUGGUGAAAGGCGAGGACGAAGAGUUACGAAGGAAGGCCGCGGUUCUUGAUUCAUUCACGAUGCCGAGGGGAAGCAGGAGCCGGACCUCCCGCAUGGCGCCCCCUGCCAGCCGUGCUGCACCCCCCCUGCGCUCGGCUCCUCCGCCAGCCGCUCGCUCUUCCGUCCCUGCAGCCGCCCCCCCUUCAGCCAUGGCCUCACCGGCCCCCCGCCAGCCAGGCCUCAUGGCCCAGAUGGCCACCACCGCAGCUGGUGUCGCGGUGGGUUCAGCCGUGGGGCACACCUUAGGCCAUGCCAUGACUGGGGGUUUCGGAGGAGGAGGAGGUAGCGCUGAAGUCGCCAGGCCCGACAUCACAUACCAGGAGCCCCAACCCGCGGCCCAGUCCUCCCAGUUCAGCCCUUGCCAGUAUGAGAUGAAGCAGUUCCUGGAAUGCGCCCAGAACCAGGCUGACCUCAAGCUCUGUGAGGGGUUCAGCGAGGUCCUCAAGCAGUGCCGCUUCGCCAAUGGUUUAGCUUAAUGAAGCUCCACCAGCUGAUGAUAUUCCAAUUCUGUGAAUGAAAGACAUAUCCUUAGUCGAAUCUUUAAUAUAUAUUAAAGCCGUCUUGCGUUUCCAUUUCCCCGCCGCAAGGAGGGAUGCUUUUCGUGGUGGAAAAGAUUAUGACAGCGAUGGGAAUUUGCACUCGGCGCAGUCCAUAGUUGCAAAAAGCCUCAAAAUAAAAGCUGUUGCUUCUCUGGAAA